CGAUAAAGAAGAGUUCCUCCGCCUCCAAUUCCUCAGCCAAUAAAUCCGCACAAGCGAUUUCCUCCAUCGCGUUCCUCGUACAAACUACAAAGUGACUACAACAAACUGAGCUCUCCCGUAGUAUCCGCCCAUCGCCCACUUCGCCAUCAUCUCGGGACCGCGCAGCCUGGUCUGCGGACGCAGCACUGACCGGCGAUACAGUACCUGCUACCCGGUUCCCCACUGUACUAACACUGUACCAUUCUGGGUAAUGAAGUUCCCCAUUCACCAACUUCAUCACGUCACAAAGACGAUGCAAACGACCUGGUCUAUUCCACAGAGAGAACCACACCGACUUGGAAGAACGUGUCUGGUGUGGUAGUGGUCGGCUGCAAGGCUAUCGUGGUUACAUCAACGUGCCAUUCAAGGGGGUUUUGUCAUUUCUCCGGAGACAAUACGGAUAAUCCUCAAGAUUGUGGAUCCAGAGGGAGUGGCGAGCAAGGCGUCUCCGUUACGAGAUUAAUGUCGACGUAGUAGUACGUGAUUAAACUAGUCAUAUCACGAUAUAAUCUCGUAAUAUUACGACUUUAAUCACGUAAUGUUACAUUAAUUUUGUGUGUGUGUGGGCCCUAAUCCUCCGUCGCAGUUGACAUACAUCCGCGCUGGAACCCAAUAAGAAGUAAAGAGCCGGGAUCACGCCUCUCAGUGGAGAGUUUUGUCUGGCGUAGGCACCAGGCUCCUCCCAUAUCCCUUACGGCCCAACAUUCCUCCGCCUCGGUGAGAGAAGGAUGUCCACGUUUACAGCUGUGAGAGCAAGGAAACCUCUGGCUUGACGCCGUUCCGCGUCUUCACAUCUCAGCAGCCUCCGGCGACUCACUUCCUGUAACACGGUUGUUUUUCACUGAACGCUUCUACGUUACUGACAAUCACAUAAUGUUCUCCUACUGCGUGCCUCUUCUGCUCCUUUUUUCGUGGGUUUCCGUGGAGUGUAACCCGAGUCCAGUGGUAUCUGAAGUGAUCGUGGACAGAUAUGCCAUUCCCGAAAUCUGCUCCAGAGAGGCCAAGAAAGGAGAUUAUGUCCGUUAUCACUACAACGCUUCUUUUGUGGACGGGAAAACGUUUGACUCGAGUCUUCAGAAAGGAAUUGCUAAAGUUGGCUUGAUUGGGGAGGGACGCCUGAUCGCUGGUGUGGACAGAGGGCUGCAGGGCAUGUGUGUCAACGAGCGCAGGACCAUUACCGUUCCACCACAUCUGGCCUAUGGAAGUGCUGGUGCAGAUGGUGUGGUUCCGCCUGACACCACCCUGGUGUUUGACAUCCAUCUGUUGGACCUGUGGAACCAGGCAGAUCUGGUGGUCACUGAAACAAUCACCACGCCAAAGGAUUGCAAGCGCUCUGUGAUGCGGACUGACUUUGUACGUUACCAUUUUAAUGGCACACUCCUCAACGGGACCCCCUUUGACUCCAGCUACAGCAGGAAGCAGACUCAGAACUCCCUGGUGGGUGAAGGUUGGCUCAUUAAGGGCAUGGAUGAAGGUCUGUUGGGCAUGUGUGUGGGGGAGAUAAGACAUAUUGUCAUUCCGCCCUUCAAAGCCUAUGGCGAAAAAGGAUCAGGGUCAGAGAUACCACCCCAAGCCACCCUGGUGUUCGAUGUCCUGCUAGUUGACAUUCACAACCCUAAAGACAAUCUUACAGUGGAGCAGCAGGUUGUGCCGCAGUUUUGCAGUCGCAGAACCGUUGCUGGAGAUUACAUCCGCUACCACUACAAUGGCACCUUCCUCAAUGGAGUCACUUUUGAUACCAGCUAUCAGAGGAACAACACGUACAACACUUACAUUGGAUUGGGCUAUGUGAUUGCUGGUAUGGAUCAGGCUCUCCUGGGGGUCUGUGUGGGUGAAAGGAGGCGGGUCAUUUUGCCACCACAUUUGGCCUAUGGAGAUCAAGGAGCAGGAGACAUCAUCCCUCCAUCAGCUGUGCUCGUCUUUGACAUUCACGUUAUUGACUUUCACAACCCCAAGGACACCGUGGAGAUUAAAGUCCUCCACAGGCCUGAGGUGUGCAAUGAGACCACAGCAGUCGACGACCUGGUACGCUAUCACUACAACUGUACCCUGCUGGACGGCACUCGACUCUUUUCUUCGCACGACUACGAAAACCUUCAGGACGCUGUGUUGGGUUCAGACAAGGUUAUCGAUGGACUUGACGAGGGUCUGAAGGGCAUGUGUUUGGGCGAGAGAAGAAUGAUCACAGUGCCACCUCACCUGGGUCAUGGAGAGAGAGGAGCCGCAGGUGUGCCAGGCAGUGCUGUGCUGGUGUUUGAGGUUGAAAUGUUGAGCUUUGAGAAGGGUGUCCCACCGGGCUACCUGUUUGUCUGGCUGCAGGACAGUCCUGCUCAGCUGUUUGAGGCCAUGGACACCAACAAGGACAACCAGGUUCCCCAGGAGGAGUUUGGCGAGUUCAUUAAGCUGCAGGUGAAUGAAGGAAAAGGUCGCUUGAAGCCAGGACUGCCAACUUUUCAGGUAUUAUCAGACAUGUUCCAAAACCAGGACCGAAACAAAGAUGGAGUCAUCACCCCAGAUGAGCUGAAGCUGAAAGCAGAAGAGGAUAAUGAGAGGGAGCAGACGAGACACGAGGAGCUGUAAGAAAAACACAUUCACUGAUACCAAAAAUGUGCAACAUACUUUCCUUGUUCUGCACCACAUUGAACCGUCUGUGGUGAUGACAAGACUGUAGUGUCAUGUAUGUUUUGAUUUGUCUGCAUCUGAGUUGCAUUGAACUGAUGUUUUUAUUUGUUGAUGAAAUAAAUGAACACCUUCAGUUGUCCUAGUUUAC
Synchiropus splendidus (mandarinfish) is the source of this 2809-nucleotide messenger RNA. It is a transcript of the gene fkbp10b, whose product is annotated as FKBP prolyl isomerase 10b. The record is from RefSeq and is a predicted model, not a curated record. The coding region runs from base 913 to 2619 and encodes 568 amino acids. NCBI's taxonomy places the organism in Eukaryota, Metazoa, Chordata, Actinopteri, Syngnathiformes, Callionymidae. Gene Ontology annotation, molecular function: peptidyl-prolyl cis-trans isomerase activity; calcium ion binding. The transcript is spliced from 10 exons.